AUGCAGGAGCCCAGGCUGGGUCCCUGUCUCUGUGUCUCUCCUCCCCUGAGCCUUGACCCCCUGUGUCAUCUCCCUUCUGUUACCGCUGGGAGCUUCCUUGCACCUCAUUUGUCCCAAGCUGUGUCGACAGCUUCUUUGGGGUUUCACCCACCCUGCUCCCAGGAAGGGCAGGGAAGCAGAGAAUGAGAUGACAUAGGGAACUUAACCCGGGCCCCUCCCCCCAGGAGUCCCUGUGCCAGUCCCACCACAUCCUGGAAGAGGAGGGGGCCCCAGGAAGGGGCCUCCCCUACAUCGCUGCUGUCGUCCACGCACUGCUGGAAAGGCCAUAGGGUUUAG
Messenger RNA from Suricata suricatta (meerkat), 336 nucleotides. RefSeq lists its product as uncharacterized. The record is from RefSeq and is a predicted model, not a curated record. NCBI's taxonomy places the organism in Eukaryota, Metazoa, Chordata, Mammalia, Carnivora, Herpestidae.